Molecule: messenger RNA, 146 nt
Organism: Chondrus crispus (carragheen)
Lineage: Eukaryota; Rhodophyta; Florideophyceae; Gigartinales; Gigartinaceae
Exons: 2
Coding region: 1-90 (29 amino acids)
Source: RefSeq, a predicted model, not a curated record
AUGUUCUCUGCCAAAGUCAGGGCGUGUCUUAACAGGCUGGUUUUUGCUUUGCCUUGCCCGGUUUUGCCAGGAAUACUUUUAAAUUCUUAACAAAUACCGUAUGCUUCUUAAGCCCUUGCUUUUCUUAAACACAUAAAUUAAAACGU